AUGGCUGUGGACAAAACCAUCUAUUACUGUGAAAUUGACUUUAUGUUGGAUCGCGUGACCCAACGUUCACAAAACACGAAGAUUUGCUGCAUUUGGUUCUACUCACUGAUGGCUGGAGUGAAAGCCGCGUACUAUACUUUGAGGUACUCUAGCGAGUACUUCAUCACAGCUGGGGUGGCGUGUGGAGUGUGUCCCCCCCUCACCAACACCACGACGGUCACCGUCAGUGUUGUGGGGAAUGUGACGCUGCUGUCGUGUAAUAACCCUACCUUGGUGUUCCCCUCGAGUGACCGCGUCCUGCUGGACGUGUGUGUCGGCACCUCCUGGACAAUUCCCCCUCCUCUCCCAGCGUGUAUAACCCCAUCCACGCUUAUUGUGACGUCUUGCACUCCCACGGCACUCCAGGACCCGCCCAACACCACAGUCGUUCAGACGUUCUCGGAUGCCAGUCAGAGCGUGUAUGCCAAGUACUACGAGUGUGUGGAUGGGCAGGCGUGGCUCUCCGGGCUGCCCGGCACCUUCGCCCAGUGUAAAACAGGACAGUGGACUCCAGUGUUCGACGUUUGCUCAGAGCCCUGCCCUAUUCCACGGGACUGUGUCGACAUCUACAAUCUGGGGUUCAACACCACGGGUCCCUACACAGUCAUCCCCAGCGGUGUUCUCUACCAACCUUCAAUCACCGUGUGGUGUGAGCUGGACCCUUCAGGCGGCGUGUGGACCACUGCCCUCAAGAUCUUAUUAUCGUCAAGUCUCACUUUCAAUAUCAUGAACUAUCAGGAUGGAGAUGGAUACCCGGCAAUCAACCAUUACUUCAUCGGCAUAAACCCCCUGGCAAAUCUAACUCUCAACUUGGAUGGAACACCGCGUCCCCACGUAGUCCAAUUCAAUGUGACGUCAUACCCUACUGGGCAGUCGAAUAACUUGAUAUCAUUUUACGCCACAUACGACAACGUCACUAUUGGACCCGCCCCAAGCUACACUCUUCUGAGUGUAGGCAACGUCUACGGCAACGCUGGUGACGGGUUCGGCCUCAGCGUUGGGUACAACUUCGUGGGGGUCAGUGGCUUCUGGUGGUGGUGGCCGGCAGACGGCACGCAGCAGACCAAGUUUUGCAGCGGGAACGGGGCGUGUGUGACCAAGUGCACGUGGGGGCCGCUGUCCAACCAAAACUACAUUGUGUCAUCUAUAUUCAUGCGGAUAAGGCCACAGGAAUAUGAUUCAG
Procambarus clarkii (red swamp crayfish) is the source of this 1222-nucleotide messenger RNA. The record is from RefSeq and is a predicted model, not a curated record. Lineage: Eukaryota; Metazoa; Arthropoda; Malacostraca; Decapoda; Cambaridae.